This is a messenger RNA of Branchiostoma belcheri (Belcher's lancelet), 1473 nucleotides long. RefSeq names its product progestin and adipoQ receptor family member 3-like. NCBI's taxonomy places the organism in Eukaryota, Metazoa, Chordata, Leptocardii, Amphioxiformes, Branchiostomatidae. Gene Ontology annotation, molecular function: signaling receptor activity. The record is from RefSeq and is a predicted model, not a curated record. Bases 151 to 1101 code for a protein of 316 amino acids. Gene Ontology annotation, cellular component: membrane. The transcript has 8 exons.
GGUAAUCAAUACAUCAGCGGCCCGGGUGUCUUCACCGGGACUACACCUGAGUAACUGUUUAGUAUCGUGAGUUUCUUUGCUUUGACAAGUUCGACAAGAUAAACAUACCUGGACAUUGCCCUUCUGAAAAAGAAAACUACUCCAGCACUGAUGGCAGAGACAGCACAGGAAAAUGGCCCUGUCAGGUACAGGAAUGGAUACCGCUUGGUUGACGUCUCCGACAGGGAAGCGAAACGACGUAAGGAGUGUUCAGGUGUGGUGGGAUGCAGUCUUCAGGAGCUGCCCCGGUGGAGGACGGCGAACGGCUGGUGUUCACCCUUCAUCCGCAACGGCUACAUGUACAACCUGUCAACGGCACAGUGCUUCACAACCCCUUUCCGUUGGACGAACGAGACGUUGAAUUUCUGGACGUCGUUUCUUGCGGCGGUGUAUUUCCUGUGUCACCUGGUAGGCGUCGUUCUUGCACGGGAACGCCAGGAUACGUACGACUUCUUGAUCCACGCCUGUGUCCUUGUGUCUACUUUACCGUGUUGCUUUAGUUCUUCUGCCUGGCACCUCUUCAUCAACCAUCACAGCGAGAGAGCGGCGCGGCUAGCGAACGUGGCGGAUAUCCUGGGGGUGUGGGUAGCGGGAGCAGGUAUCUCUGUUCCUGUGAUCGCCUACGGCUUGUACUGUUAUCAGGGUUACGGCAGGCUGUACCUGUCCGGCCUAGCCGCGCUCCUAUUGGUGCUCAUCUUCUGUACAGUGUCCGGUAUGAAGUCUCAUCCCUUCCGACUAUUCCAAGCCACGCUCAUGCACUUAACGCCGACCCUCGCCGUAUUCCACGUCUGGCUGGUUCUGGAUCCAGAGUUCACCAGUGAUCUUACCAGCGUUGUUUGGAACAAGUGGAUCUCCACCUACAUGGUGCUCUUUCCAUUCAUGUUGGCAACAUACACGGUCAAGUUUCCGGAGAGGUUUUGGCCAGGAAGAUUUGAUUACAUAGGGCAAAGUCACCAGUUGUGGCAUUGCCUGUACAUCUACGCAUUGUACUGCUGGCACGGUGCAUGCUGGGAGUUUGCCGAUGUGAGGAGGACACACCCCUGUCACGCUAGCCAAUCAUAGACUUCCAUCAAUGGCAUCUUUAGCUGUAAGAUUUGUAACACUUUGUAGUUUGUACCUUGAUGACAAUCACUAUUUCUCAUGGAUAAUGGUGGAAAAUAGAGGCUGGUGCAUUUGUGUACUAAGUCUCUAAUGCUGCUAUUUUGAACAACAGCCUUCCUCAGUUUAGCCUACCUGGCCGGAUGGCUCUAAGAAUCAGGCUUUUGGGGGGCUUGUAAUGUGCUUCUUUCCUCAUGGCAUAUCAGUUCUCUGUAUUUGGUUUCCUGCAGGCUGCAUCAGUCUAUGGAGUAAGGAGAACUGAUAUAUCAGAAAAAGGCACAUUAUGUAUACACAAUGUAUAAAGUGGACUGCUGCUUAGUAAGCACAUGUUUAUGU